AUGAAGGCCCUGAAGGACGCCGAGGCCGAGGGCUGCAGCGCCGGCGACGUCGACACCGGCUCGAGCCUACCCCUGUGGGAAGCCGGCCUCGCUACCCUCAUCCUCAGCUUCCUUAUAAUCUCGACGAUCCUCGGCAACGCCCUGGUCAUCCUGAGCGUGUUCACGUACAGGCCGUUGCGCAUCGUCCAGAACUUCUUCAUCGUCUCGCUGGCGGUGGCGGAUCUCGCGGUCGCCAUCCUCGUGAUGCCCUUCAACGUCGCCUACCUAAUCCUGGGAAAGUGGAUAUUCGGUAUUCACCUGUGCAAGCUCUGGCUGACCUGCGACGUCCUCUGCUGCACCGCGAGCAUCCUCAACCUCUGCGCCAUAGCGCUCGACCGCUUCUGGGCGAUCACCGAUCCCAUAAACUAUGCGCAGAAGCGCACCCUGAAGCGGGUCCUUGGCACCAUAGCCGGGGUUUGGGUCCUGUCCGGGGCGAUAAGCUCGCCCCCGCUUGCCGGAUGGAACGACUGGCCGGAGGAGCUCGAGCCCGGGACGCCCUGCCAGCUGACCAGGCGCAAAGGCUACGUCGUCUACUCGGCCCUCGGUUCCUUCUUCGUGCCCCUGCUGAUAAUGAGUCUCGUCUACCUGGAGAUAUUCUUGGCGACGAGGCGCCGGCUCAGAGAGCGGGCUAAGCAGAGCAGACUCGGUCCGGCGCCCUCGGGCCCGAGGAACCGUGACGCGGAUGAUAUCGAGGAGUCGGUCAGCUCCGAGACCAACCACAAUGAGAAGUCGACGCCACGCUCGCAGGCCAAGCCCUCCCACGCCGACGAGGAUAAUGCCGAGGCGCCGCCCCCGACCUCGACGCCACCCAAGGCCGCAGGUAACGACGAGCGAUUUCGUCGUGGCGGAAGCAGCUCGGGCUCGGGCUCGGGGCACGCGAGGCGGGGUGGCCCCGGGACUGCUACAAGCUCGACCGUUUACCAAUUUAUCGAGGAACGUCAGAGGAUCUCGCUGUCCAAGGAGAGGCGAGCGGCCCGUACCCUCGGCGUCAUCAUGGGCGUUUUCGUUGUCUGCUGGCUGCCCUUCUUCCUCAUGUACGUCAUCCUGCCGUUCUGCUUGAGCUGCUGCCCCUCGGAACGGCUCGUCUACUUUAUCACCUGGCUCGGAUACAUAAACAGCGCCCUCAAUCCUCUCAUCUACACCAUCUUCAAUCUCGAUUAUCGGCGAGCCUUCCGACGGCUUUUGCAUAUACGCUAAAGGCUAAGUAAUCGCCGUAUCGGCUGAUCUUUCGAUACU
This is a messenger RNA of Ceratosolen solmsi marchali, 1275 nucleotides long. It is a transcript of the gene Oct-TyrR, whose product is annotated as Octopamine-Tyramine receptor. Gene Ontology annotation, biological process: G protein-coupled receptor signaling pathway. Gene Ontology annotation, cellular component: plasma membrane. The record is from RefSeq and is a predicted model, not a curated record. Bases 1 to 1236 code for a protein of 411 amino acids. Gene Ontology annotation, molecular function: octopamine receptor activity. NCBI's taxonomy places the organism in Eukaryota, Metazoa, Arthropoda, Insecta, Hymenoptera, Agaonidae. The transcript is spliced from 2 exons.